This is a messenger RNA of Sipha flava (yellow sugarcane aphid), 2873 nucleotides long. RefSeq lists its product as uncharacterized. The record is from RefSeq and is a predicted model, not a curated record. The transcript is spliced from 2 exons. Gene Ontology annotation, molecular function: ligand-gated monoatomic ion channel activity. Bases 895 to 2859 code for a protein of 654 amino acids. Gene Ontology annotation, cellular component: membrane. NCBI's taxonomy places the organism in Eukaryota, Metazoa, Arthropoda, Insecta, Hemiptera, Aphididae.
AACAUGUUUUGUCGAUGGAAAAUUAAAGUCUUUUUACAUUGUAUUAAUUUUUUUUAUUUUUUUUUUUUUUUUGUUUUAGUAUAAUUUCAUAUAGUGUGCACUGAUGAAAAUCGUAAUAUCAAAUAUGUGUUUCGACCCUUUACCGAUUCAAAAAAUCGACUUUUUCUAAUUGACAUUUUUAUAAAACUGCAAAAUGGCCAUUUUAUGAAACAAUUAAAAUCGUUAUGGAAAUUCCAAUAAUUGGUUUCAUAAUUAUAAAUCACAUGUAGGUUUUUAAAAAAAAGUACGCGUAAAUAUCAUACCUACCAAACCGUGUAAGCGUUUCUUUUAUUCAAAACUUACGUUGCCCGUAACUGUGAAACUAAAUUAUCGUACUUCCACCACGAUACUUUCAUAAAAACAUGUUUUGUAGAACGGCUGUUCUUCAACAUUUUAGCAAUGGAAAAUUCAAAAGUUUCGUUUCUAAUACUACUACAAAAUGACUAAACUAAAUUUAAAAGGGGAAAAGUGAUGUAUUCAUGGAGAUAUUUCUAUCGGGCAAACGCGGACCACCCUGUAAAUGGUUCCGUGCAUUAAGCAAAUGAGUCGUAAAAUAAUUACAUAAUACUGGCAGUUACGACUCGCACGACGAAACGACACAAUAAACCCUUGUACGCGGACUUCGUACACGUGUUUAUUUAUUAAUUAAUUGCACGGGCAGGAGCCCUUUGGACACGAUUUGAAUAUGGAUUGACAGUAAUUGCAAGUACAGACAGCGUGCCGUCAGUAUGUAUGUGUGUGUGUGUGUGUGUGUGUGUGUGUGUAUUUAUACGUAGCGACCGGCGGGUACGUGCACACGGCAGGACGGAGAAAAGAACGGGCAUCAGACGAGUGUCGUUGUGAAAUCGCGUCGCAAUGAAGCCGGAUCGGGCGUUGUCGGUGACUGGCUGGUACUGUUUUUGCUGGUGCUGGUGCUGCGGCCCGACCGCGGCCGCCAGCACGGCGCUAGGCCAGGCGGUGCACCAGCGGCUGGAACGGGACGGGGACUACCGGGCGCGCGUGCUGCGACUGACCCGAUCCGUGAACAGGAUCGUGGACGAGUACCUGGGCACGCGGUCGGUGGUGAUGUUCGCGGACGAGGUGCGCGACAGCGAGCUGGGCCAGCAACUGCUGUCGGGCAUGGCGCAUCCGCGCGUGCUGGUGUCUAGGGACGACUUACGACUGGCCACCGGGCUAAUGGUGUACUUGGACCGCGGCCAUGACGGCGGUUACGACGCGGUGCUCGGCCGGCUGCCGUCCAGUGACCACUCCCGGCACAUGGUGCUGUGGGACGGCGUGCGCAGCGGCAUCGCCGGCGACCGCGUCGACCUGCACCACAUCCAAGUCACGUUCGAGACGUUCUGGCAGUAUCAGCUAAUUGACGUGGCCGUCCUGGUACCCAUGACCAGCGGCAGCAUACGCGUGUACGCGUUCAACCCGUACACCGCGUCCCGGUGCAACAGGGCCGGACCACCCAUCAUGAUCAACACCUGGAGCAGCUGGACCAACGGGUUCAUCAGGCCCGACCGAAUAUUCGGCAUGGACAAUAAGCUAAAAGACUUGCACAAAUGUCCACUAAAAUGCUUAGGCGUCCACAGACCACCUGUAACAACAGUAAUACAAACGAACAAAGGCUUCCAGUUAUCAGGAUCUGGAUUACGCGUUAUCAACUUUAUGCAACAACACAUGAAUUUUACAGGAAUCGUUAGUAUUGCAUAUGGUUAUGCCGGUGUAAAUUUUAUACCCGAGACGAAUAUACCUGAUAAUGACAGCUCACCGGUAGGUACAAAGGUGAAACUCAGAAAAGUAGACUUGGCAUUCGGUAGAUUCACUAGGGUUUUCGAUAGCGAAUCUGAGGUUGAGUUCGUCAAAGAAGACCAAAUGGAUUGUUUUACAUGGGGCUUACCAAGUGGAAUUGGUCAUGACCAGACAUUAUGGAUUAACUAUGUAACAGAAUUUUCUCUAGUCACCUGGAUAUUGAUCAUGCUCAGCAUAAUUCUAGCAUUUGGUGUUGUUGUCGUACUUUCACAGUUCUCGUUUCAAAAUUCGAUUUCAUGGAGACCAAUGUUUAUUUUAUUUUAUACAUACGGCACUUUUAUCGGAGCUCCUAUCAAAGUUUCACCGAAAUCGUACACCUUACAAGUUUUUCUAACCAACUGGCUUAUGUACAGCUUAGUGGUAACAAGCGCAUAUCAGGCAUAUUUGGGCAGUUUGAUCACUAUUCCACAAACAGCUCCCGAAAUAAACGAUCUACAUACAUUACUGAAGACUAAUUUAAAUUUAGUAGGUAGGCAACAGAUGUACUAUUUGAUAAAUUCUUCAGCGGGAUCUAGUACUGAUUUUAAAUCAUUGGUCGAUCGUUACCAAAUAUUACCUCCCGAGGGUGUUAGCCAUUUAAUACAGAGGAUAUUAAUGAAAAAAGACACAGCCGUCUUGGCAUCCAAACGUGAACUGAUAUUUUAUGCGCAGAGAUAUAAAACAAUUUUUAAUGGCUCAAGAUAUUUGCACGUGUUACCAAUAUGUAUGAUUGAAUCAUACUCAUCCACUUUUAUGCUAAGAAAAGGAUCUCCGUUUCGACAUAGAAUAAGCACCAUUAUGUCAAGACUUUCUGAAACAGGUAUUAUGCAACAAUGGGACCGGUCAAAUGUCAAAGAAGAAAUGACACGCGGUAUUGUAUUUACUAAGGACACUGUACUUUCAAUGUCUCAAUUUCACGGUGCAUUUGUAAUUUUAUUUUUUGGAUUAUUUUUGGGGUUCUGCACAUUUAUCGGAGAAAUUAUUGUGUUUGUUAUAAAUAUGUACAAUGUAAAACAAACAAAGCAUAUUCAAUUUUUAAAAUAACUAAAAACCAUGAA